AACUGGCUCAAGGGCAUCUCGCUGCUUGGGUUUGGCGGGCGAUUUGUGGCUGCAGUGGCAGAGGAGGACGUAGCAUCGUCUAUCCCAGGGUUCAGCAACCAUCUCCUCCCCUUCCCUGCCCAAGUCCCCUCCGCCAAUGCGUCUCGGGUGUGCUCGGCCCUUCCAGCCCUCCUGGCAGCUCAGCUCAUGCAGGCAGAGCAGGGCACCAUCAUCAGGUACGACGCGGUUCGAUGCGGUUUGAUGCGGUGA
Closterium sp. Yama58-4 is the source of this 249-nucleotide messenger RNA. Lineage: Eukaryota; Viridiplantae; Streptophyta; Zygnematophyceae; Desmidiales; Closteriaceae. The record is from the annotation of a GenBank genome assembly.